Molecule: messenger RNA, 621 nt
Organism: Aphanomyces invadans
Lineage: Eukaryota; Oomycota; Saprolegniomycetes; Saprolegniales; Verrucalvaceae
Exons: 3
Coding region: 1-621 (206 amino acids)
Molecular function (GO): nucleic acid binding
Source: RefSeq, a predicted model, not a curated record
AUGCACUUUGACGACUUAAUGGACUACGUACACGUGGACGAAAAGUGGAUUUUCACUACCAAAGUCAAGCAUACCUACUACCUUGCUCCCGGUGAAGAGCCGCCGCACAGAACCUGCAAGUCCAAGACCCACAUCAUGAAGGUCAUGUUUUUGUCUGCCGUCGCUAGACCUCGUUGGGACAACUCGACUCAGUCAUGGUUCGAUGGAAAGUUCGGGACAUGGCACUUUACCGAAUGGGUACCAGCACAGCGCACGAGCCGCAGCCGACCGAAGGGAACGCUCGAGUUGAAGCCUGUUGUCGUCAACUGUGUCGACAUGGCCACGCUGAACGCCAACUUUCUGACGGUGCAGACGUGUUUUCAAGAGACAAUGCGCGCAGCAGGAAACAACAACUACAAGAUACCGCACAUGAAGAAGAAGCAAUUGUUACACCAAGUGCUUGGUGGCUUGCAGUUGCUUGAAGGCAUGGAUUUGGCGCAUAUGAUGGAGCAGCUGGACAAAGAAGUGUCUGAAGACUUGGCCAUGGUCGCGAUUUGUUCCGAGCUGGAAGAACUCAAGCCAGUCGAUCCCGAGGUGGACUUGGUGGCCAGUGUUUCCGAGAUGGGAGUAGAUUUGGAGUAA